Messenger RNA from Trypanosoma grayi, 669 nucleotides. RefSeq lists its product as hypothetical. The transcript has a single exon. Lineage: Eukaryota; Euglenozoa; Kinetoplastea; Trypanosomatida; Trypanosomatidae. Bases 1 to 669 code for a protein of 222 amino acids. The record is from RefSeq and is a predicted model, not a curated record.
AUGGAGAACAAGGUGUCGCUGCCGACGCGCAUGUCGUUUCUGACCACGGUGGAGGCUGGACUCCGCAAGUCGUCGGCGUCGCUGCGGGAGGCCGACAGAAAGAGGCGGGCGGAGGAGAAGCGUGCAGCAAAAGGGAAGGGAACUGAGGGAAGUGCGCCGGUGGGCAGCGCCGGUGUGAAGAACAGGGACGACAGCGAGGAGGACGCCGUCGCGAGGGGUUCUGCCGGCGCCGGUGAAAACGGCAUCGACAGCCGACGUGGUGGAGAGGAGCGCGUGAUUUUAAGAGCGGCUCGUGAGGCAUUAGAGAAGCCGCGCGAACUUGGAGUGGAUGUGACGGGUCGUGAUGACGCUGCAGGCCUCGAGAGGAGCAACAACAACAUCAAGGGCCGUAUUCCAUGGGAACGCAUGCUCGAGUUUCUUAUGAGUCAUGACGGCGUCGACAGUGACGGCAACGGCGAGGCGAUUCGCUCGUACCUUCGCCGCAUCUCGUGGAUUGAGCAACAGAAGAAACUCCAGCCUGUGCACAGCGGUGCCGUGGAGGCGCUGCAGCACGGUGUGCAGUCCUGGUUGAGCAUGCCCGAGGCGAUGCGGGUGCAGAGAGAGAUGCAGCGCAUGCGUGCCCAGCGGAAACGGUUUCGCCGCCCACAGAAAGAGAAGAGUAGUGGUUGA